AUGAUCAUGGACAGGCUAGGAUACAACAACCUGCGUAGAGUACGUCAGUAUUUCAGAAAUUCGUGUAAAGUCCGGCAGUGUUUCCAGUGUCCGGAGGACACAGAAUUCUACUGUAACACGUGUAAACAUGACCUGUGUCUGCCGUGUAAAGAGAGACAUGUUAUUAGUCUACACACUAAAGACCACGAUGUCGUAAUUUACCGUGAAAAAUAUGAAAACAUUACAAAACAAGAGACUUGUGAGAGACAUCCAGACAUGUUUUAUCAAACGUACUGUCAUUCCUGUAAACUUCCUGUCUGUUUCCAAUGUACAGAACAUAGAGAUCACCAAAUACAAGACAUUAAAACAGCAUACAAAACAAACCGUCAAAAACACAGAGAAAUCGUUCACAACAUCAGAAGUGAGACUCUCUAUAACAACAGUUGUAUUCUGGCAGGAAUCAAAUCUGAUAUAAAAACUUAUCACCCAGUAAUCUCCAACAAUCAGUCAGAGACGUUAUUAAAAGCCCAGAAACUUAGGAACCUCAUAGACACUGAAAUGUAUGAUGUUAAAAUCAGACGCAAAAGAUUUAUUCAAAGUUUACAAAAACAGAGGAAACACCUUUCAAACAUAGAAGACUUGGAACAUAGAUCUGAACAGUUAGCAAACAGACCGCUAGAAUUCAUCAUGUUACUAAAGACAAAUCGUGUACACAAGUUAAAGGACACUCCCAAUCCCACACAAUAUGCCCUGGUCUGCCUUACUGAAGAAAUCAACAUAGAGGAUGUGACUGAUUUACUGGGUGAAAUCCAAAUAAUAGAGAGAGGAGAAAGACAAGUGAGAAAUGAAAGUCAGCUGAAACUGAUGUCUACACCUGUGUUACAUAGGUCUGUCAAUGUGCGCGGUGAUCCGGGUAAAAUAUUUCAUAUUUGCUGUGUGACACCAGACCAGGUCUGGAUCAGUAAUGGUCAAAAUAUUAUCUUGAUAAACUCUGAGGGCGACAUACUACAUCAUAUAACACGCAAUAGGACACAACACACGGUGAACCUUACUGGUGAUCUUAUUUACAUAGACUGGGAUGGUAACAUUCUCAAACUCUCUAAAGAUAACAGAACAAAUUCUACACUGAUGAAGAUAACAGUACCAAGUGCACCAAAAUGUAUAUACUCCUCCAAACUCAACGGCGAUUUGCUGGCCGGGAUGCGAACCUACCAAGGAAAAGGCAUUAUAAAACGCUUUAAUGACAUAGGACAUCAUAAACAAACAAUAUGGCAUGGCAACACAGGUCAGAAUCUGUAUUAUUAUCCUAUGUACAUCACAGAGAACCGCAAUGGAGAUGUUAUUGUGUCUGACAAGGGUAGUAUUCGUACUGGUAUUUGUUAUGGUGCUGUAGUGGUGACAGAUAGUAGAGGUAGACACCGGUUCUCCUACACAGGUUCUCCAUCACAAUCACGACUAUAUCCACGUGGAAUCUGUACUGACGCGCUGUCAAACAUUCUGGUUUGUGAUGAACGCACCUACACAGUACAGAUCAUUGACAAGGACGGUCAGUUCCUGUCACUGAUAAUGAAAACACAAAGGGUAAAUAUACCACAGGCCCUGAGUUAUGACGACAAAACCCAUCUUCUUUGGGUUGGAUCUACCUACGGGGAAAAGAGCUUGUGUGUAUACAGACACAUAGAUAGGCAGGACACUAUCCAAUAUAUGACAAAUCAGAUAGAUAUUUGA
Messenger RNA from Saccostrea cuccullata (small rock oyster), 1707 nucleotides. RefSeq lists its product as uncharacterized. The coding region runs from base 1 to 1707 and encodes 568 amino acids. Lineage: Eukaryota; Metazoa; Mollusca; Bivalvia; Ostreida; Ostreidae. The record is from RefSeq and is a predicted model, not a curated record. Gene Ontology annotation, biological process: protein polyubiquitination; negative regulation of translation; proteasome-mediated ubiquitin-dependent protein catabolic process. Gene Ontology annotation, molecular function: zinc ion binding; translation repressor activity; ubiquitin protein ligase activity. The transcript has a single exon.